Messenger RNA from Synchiropus splendidus (mandarinfish), 1187 nucleotides. RefSeq names its product RWD domain containing 4 (gene rwdd4). The record is from RefSeq and is a predicted model, not a curated record. Bases 132 to 758 code for a protein of 208 amino acids. Gene Ontology annotation, molecular function: protein binding. The transcript has 7 exons. Lineage: Eukaryota; Metazoa; Chordata; Actinopteri; Syngnathiformes; Callionymidae.
CCGGCGCUACAUGCAGUUCCAGCGGGGUGGUAAGGAUAUAAAAGUUUCAGUGGGACAAAUGGGGUUUUAAUUCUGGCGCCAGACACAACGGUGUGAGGAAACGGUACAUCAGAGAGAAAACGUUGCGGACGAUGACAGCGAACGAGGAUCAAGAGAUGGAGCUGGAGGCCCUCCGCUCCAUAUAUGAAGGAGAUGAGUGUUUCAAGGAAGUCAGUCCAAUUUCUUUUCAAUUUCGGAUAGGGGACUUGGAGGACACCAAAUCGUUCCUGCUGGAUGUCACGUGGCCGGAGACAUAUCCUGAGACUGCUCCAGAAAUUUCCAUGGAUGCCUUUUUUAACAACAAGAUCUCCGUAGAAAACAAGCAGCUGAUCCUCUCAAAAAUGGAGGAGCAGGUGGAAGCCAAUCUAGGCACAGCCAUGAUGUACACAUUGUUUGAGUGGGCCAAGGAGAACCAGGAGACCCUGAUGGAGAACCACAAGCCUGUAGUGUCUGCUGUGACUCUGGCCUGCAGCGACGUGACAGCCUCCCCGCAAAAGGACAAGAAGGUGAAGAAGGAGCAGCUGACAAAAGCGCAGAAGAGAAAGAUGAUCAGCAGAGCAGAUAACAAAGGAGAACUUCCCAGAGGCUGGAACUGGACUGAUGUGAUCAAAGUAGGUGAAAUGUAUCUUUCCUCCAGCAUUUUUCAAAAGCCUUUGCUGACAAUCUGUUUCUGUCUUCCCUUGUUGGUGCGGUGCUACAUCAAUGCAGCACUUAAGUAAAACUGGAGGAAAAGACGACGAGUAGAAAUUAGGCUGCUCUUUUCAGCUGAUGUGAAGACUUUGCUCUGUCCGGAUGACAAAGCCUUCACCAACAUCCACUUACCUGGAGAAGCAAAGCAGACUGGGAGAACGCUCCUCAGGAUGGCCCUCCUCUAACCACAGCCACCAGCAGGAACAAGUCAAGAGUGCCAUGUCAUUUCUUAACAAGUCCGCACUCAGAUUUCUACACUGCGAGUCGGGACGCCCUGCUGUCACUGCCGUCUUUCCUGCGUGAGUUCUGGAGCCUUAAAUGUUGGACUGCAGUGUCAUGUAUGUUUGCUGUUACUCCGGUCACAUGGCAUUGUAAAGGAAAGAAAAAAUUUUAAUAAUUUUCAAAUGACUUCCAUUUUCUUUUUGACAAAGAUGGACUUUUAUUUGUAAAUAAAUAGA